Molecule: messenger RNA, 2667 nt
Organism: Phaedon cochleariae (mustard beetle)
Lineage: Eukaryota; Metazoa; Arthropoda; Insecta; Coleoptera; Chrysomelidae
Source: the annotation of a GenBank genome assembly
AAUCUUUAAUGAUCAUUUCCUCUCGCAUGUCGCUUCAUAAGUUAGCACAAUCAAUCAUAAAGGUGAAGUAUAUCACAAUUAAAAUGGUUGGGCAAAACAUGAUUCACAAAGAUCUAGGUAAAACAGUGAGAUUUUUUUGCGAUAACACAUCAAUCCCUGGAUUCUCCUGGCUGGCUAUGAAAAAAUUAUCUUGUCUAGAAAGAAUGUUCUGGAUCAUCAUCAAUACAACGAUUUUGAUAACGACCAUCGUUUUAUUACAUUAUCUAUGGGAAGAUUUUAUGGAAACUCCAACUAUUGUAACAUUAGAUUCAAGAAAUUUGCCAGUCCAUCGAAUCAAGUUUCCAGCUGUUGCUAUUUGUAGUGUGAACAAGAUCAGCCGAAAAAGAGCAACUGAAUUUGCAACAUAUUUGAACCAAUUCACUACAAAGAAAAGAGUUUCGGAAGUUCUUAGUGAUAUCGAAUUACUAGGAAAUCUAUAUGAUUUCAACUUAAAAAACGCCGAAAGGCUAGCUUUAGUUCAAGAUUUCUUCGACGACUUCGAUAACUAUACCAGCAUUGAUGGUCCUAUGAGAAGAAUGGUUCAGCUAGCGCCAAAAUGUGAUGAAAUAUUGAAAGAAUGUAGAUGGGACGGAAGUAUAUACGAUUGUGAAGAUUUAUUCAACUUCAGGAUAACUUACGACGGUUUUUGUUGUGUCUUCAAUUACAUGAGGAAAGUAUCCAAAAGACUAAGACGUGCUACUCAAAUGAAUAAAACAGCACCAAAGGAACCCAUGCGACCAAAUGGGGCUGGUGUACAGAGGGGCCUUCGACUAACUCUCAAUAACAACGUCAACGACUACUUCUUCAGUACUUUCCCAGCCAUCGGGUUCACAGUGCAGAUAUUCUAUCCCAACGAUUUUCCAGACAAAAUGAGUGGUUCGCUGUCGGAAGCAUUCAUCAAUGCCGGGACUGAAGCUCUGAUAAGUAUGGAGUUCAGUAUGACAAAAACUUCGGAAGCCGUGAAAAUACUCCCUAUAGAAUUGAGACGGUGCAAAUUUCAAUCGGAGCGCAAAACUAUAUUUGGUCCCUACAGAUAUAGCGAUUGUUUGGUAGAAUGCAAAAUAAGAAGUAUGCAGUCUUUGUGUAACUGUGUACCUUUCACUGUACCUGUUCUAGAAGAAGACGAUGGCACUGACAGGUUACCGCUUUGUACAUUAAUUGAUAUACCUUGUCUCCACAAGUACAAAGCAAAAUGGUCACGAUAUUAUCCAAAUGAUCCGAACGGUGUUGAGAGUGAUAUUCUACGUCAAGAAAAGCAUGAUUCUAUAAAUUGUCCAGAAUGCCUACCAGAUUGUAAUAGUAUUGCUUAUCAACCAUCAGUCAUUUCGACUUCACUUCAUAAUGAAAGCAAUACAACUCACGUGAAUAUCUUUUUCAAUUCUGCAUUUGGAAAUGCUUAUAAAAUAGACGUUACACAGACCUGGUUUGAAGUUAUCAGUAAUUUUGGAGGCUUUCUAUCAUUGUUAAUGGGGGUGAGUGUCAUCAGUCUCAUAGAAGUAUUCAUUCUUCUUUUCAGAUUAGGAAAAUACUGUAGCAACAAAAUCACAUCAACUUCUUGAAUUGAUGGGAGAAUUAAAUGGUAAUCUACUUAAACAAAAUGUGUUGUUCUUUCUUUCAUUUAUUAUAAAUAAAACAGAAAACAUACAUAUUUCUCAGUAAAUUUGCUAUAGAAUUAAGGUAAAAAAUAAAAAUACAAUUCACAACUCUUCUGACAAGAACAGUUAUUGAUCUUUUUGUUGUGCAAAAUGAAAAAAAAAAUAUAUCACAAGUUCAAAAAAUAAAUCUUAAGACGCAAAAGUUCAUAUGAAGAUAUGAAUUUGGCAAAAAAUAAGUUCCAACAAUCCUUCCCAUGCAAAGACCAGAAAUUGGAUAAUUUCUGGUCAAAUACCUUUAUACCAAAGAAGGGAAGAGUUGUAUUUCGUGCAAGAUAAUUAUUAUAUUAAUUAUCUUGCACGAAAUACAACUCUUCCCUUCUUUGGUAUAUAUACACGUGCACACAGCCCAGCAACCCACACAAUUACCUUUAUAUUCAUUAGGAUUUGCCAGCAUGAGUUUCACUUCCGCAAAACAACUGAUUGACAAUAGGCAAGAACACAAAUGCGUGGAUUCUGUUUGAAUGUACAGAAAGAGAGUUCCUUGAAAAUAAAAAUUGAACAAACAAUACAUAGAAAAGUUAAGGUGGGGUUCAAAAUUUACGUCCAGACCCUGUGCAACGCAACUAGAAAAGCAAUAAUAGUAGUAUCCUUGUAGUAUACAGGAAAUUUGAAAAAAAGUUUCCCGUUAUUGUGAUAGGUAUCCUGUAUAUACCUAUAUGUUUCGAAAUUCGACCGACAACGCUUGACAGAUCAUAGCCCUCCUGAUUGCAUAAUUACUGAGAUAGGGACAUACGGCCUUCAAGUGUUCUGUACUCGAGAUACAGGGUGUGGAAGUUGAGAAAUAAAAAUAGGGUUUUCCCAAUAACUCUAGAAUGUUGAAAAGGGAUUUCUUUCCACGUCCUGAUUGAUGAAUAUCCAUUUGUCCUACAUCCAAAAAUUCUAGAAUGAUUGAAUAUUUUUUGCAUGCAAAUUCGGUGCAUCGUUUCAUUUUUGGCCCAAAAUAGAAGAUUGCAUAGUAAUUUUCAGUAGUAGA